Molecule: messenger RNA, 1392 nt
Organism: Aspergillus fischeri NRRL 181
Lineage: Eukaryota; Fungi; Ascomycota; Eurotiomycetes; Eurotiales; Aspergillaceae
Product: putative methionine aminopeptidase, type II
Exons: 6
Coding region: 1-1392 (463 amino acids)
Biological process (GO): proteolysis
Molecular function (GO): metalloaminopeptidase activity
Source: RefSeq, a predicted model, not a curated record
AUGGGAUCGAAGAGCCCUGAAGGACACUGGCAGGCACCUCAUGCCUCCAACUCCAAUGAGCUCAAGCCAGCCAAUCCCGACCCUCAGACCUCUCAAAAUGGCUCGGGAUCAGCCGAUUUGGAUCGCGGAGUCAUUGGUGAUGAUGAUGAUGACGACGAGGAUGCCGAAGAAAAUGGGGUGAACACCGAGACUCCCAAUGUUGAAAAGAAGAAGAAACGCAAGAAGUCCAACAAGAAGAAGAAGAAGAAGACUAAAUCGGGAACCCUUUCGGUGACUGAGCUCAAGCAAACUAGCCCACCGCGUGUGCUGGUCUCGACUUUAUUCCCUUCAGAGUAUCCAGUAGGAGAACUCGUCCCAUACGACUGUACGACGCGCACGACCGAUGAAGAGUCGCGCUACAACUCGCGUCUUUGGGACGACGACUUCCUCCCCGAUUACCGCCAGGCUGCCGAAAUCCAUCGCCAGGUCCGCCAAUAUGCGCAGAAAGAGCUUAUCAAGCCGGGAGCAACUCUCCUAUCGAUUGCCGAGGGUAUUGAAGAUGGUGUUCGUGCGCUUUCCGGCCACCAGGGACUUGAACCUGGAGACUUCUUCAAAGCCGGCAUGGGCUUCCCCACUGGCUUAUGCUUGAAUCACAUUGCCGCUCAUUGGACCCCAAAUCCACGUGAGAAAGACGUCAUCCUGGACAAGGGUGAUGUCCUCAAGGUAGACUUUGGUGUGCAUGUGAAUGGUCGCAUUGUGGAUUCGGCAUUUACCGUCGCUUUUGACGACAAGUACGAUAAUCUUCUUACUGCAGUGAGGGAGGCAACGAAUACCGGUAUCAAGCAUGCUGGUGUUGAUGCAAGGAUGAGUGAUAUUGGCGCCGCGAUCCAGGAGGUGAUGGAGAGCUACGAAGUCGAAAUUGACGGAAAAGUCUUCCCGGUCAAGGCUAUCCGCAACAUCACUGGCCACGAUAUUCUCCGGUACCAUAUCCAUGGCGGAAAACAGAUCCCCUUUAUCAAGAACAAUAACCAGGACAAGAUGGAAGAGGGAGAAGUAUAUGCCAUUGAGACUUUUGGAAGUACUGGCAGAGGAUUCCUCGACGAUGAUGUCGGAGUCUACGGCUACGGGAGAAACGAGAACAUGUCUGGUGCCAAUCUGCGUCUUUCCUCGGCCAAGUCACUCCUCAAAACCAUCGACGCCAAUUUUGGCAGCAUCGUCUUUUCUCGCCGGUAUCUCGAGCGUCUUGGGGUGAAGAACUAUCUUCUUGGGAUGAAGAAUCUGGUCGACAACGGCAUCGUUGAAUGCUAUUCGCCGCUUGUUGACGUGAAGGGUUCCUACACGGCCCAGUUCGAGCAUACGAUUCUCCUCCACAGCGGUGGGAAAGAAGUCAUCAGCCGUGGUGAUGACUAUUAA